UACAAGCCUUAAGAAUAAGUAAUUAGCUCUAAGCCCACCUCCAAAAUCCAAGUGCUAAUUCUUGAUUAGUCUUGAUCAUCAUGCUACGCGUGGAGUGUGAUCGGACCCUGUUUACCAGGCCUCAUGUGCCCUUGCAGACAAUGCAAUAUGUUUCGCCCGCAGCCAUGACGUACCCUAAGAACAAGGAGUGGAACUUGAAGGGUAAUUCUAUAGCAGCCGCCAGGAAUCGAACAGGUUUCGAAAGGCGGAGGAUAAUGGCAUGCGUAUCCAAACCCCGUCCUGAAUGUACGGGGGUUUUCAAGGGCCUGAUUUGUCCCAAGUAUAGUGUGCUUCCCAUACUUACUGAUGGUUCUGCUAAAACCCAGGUUGACAUCGAUGUGCUAAAGUGGAAGAAUGUGUUUUUGUUCUUUUCGGGACUGGACAUUUCUGAUGGUGAUAUUUCGAUUCUCAAAGGACUUCAUGAUGAGGGAAUGAAAAGACAACAAAUGUAUAAGGUUGUGUGGAUCCCCGUCGUGGAGCAGUGGACUCCGCAACUACAUAAGGACUUUGAGAAUUUGAGGUCGGAGAUGCCAUGGUACACAGCGCAGUGUCUUUUACCCAUCCUAGGUAUCAAGGAAAAGUGGCACUUCAAGGGUAAGCCUAUCUUAGCGGUGAUGAACUCGCAAGGCGAAGUGAAAAACACGAAUGCUCUCCCCUCGAUUCGGAAGGAUGGAAUGAAGGAUUUUCCUUUCCACGAGGAGCUCAAGAAACAAAAGAGUUAUUUGAGACAGUUUUUCGAAUCUUAAUUAUCAACAUAUAUAUAGAAGUGGACUUCAUAACAUAGGAAGAAUUUGAUAAGAAAAAUAAAAGCAGAUAAGGAGCUUUCAACUUCUUGUCUAGUUAACUCAAGCUUUUCCUUUCUAGUUUGAAUAAGCGCGUUUCUUCUUUAUUUUGGGUAAGCAGGUGCUGUUCCCUGUACCUUGAAGUUGCAAUCGGUGGUUCUUAGUUUAUUUAGGAGUGCUCUUACUUUUGAGAUGGAUAUGUAUUGGGUGGAAGAAGAAACCACUUUGGUUCCUUUCUUUCUUCUCAUCCAGAAUC
Prunus avium (sweet cherry) is the source of this 1077-nucleotide messenger RNA. NCBI's taxonomy places the organism in Eukaryota, Viridiplantae, Streptophyta, Magnoliopsida, Rosales, Rosaceae. The record is from RefSeq and is a predicted model, not a curated record.